This is a messenger RNA of Durusdinium trenchii, 1446 nucleotides long. The record is from the annotation of a GenBank genome assembly. Lineage: Eukaryota; Dinophyceae; Suessiales; Symbiodiniaceae.
CCAGGUGUCCCAUCCAGCAGAUGUGGAGAUGGCCGUGGUGAAUCAGGCUUGCAUGGCACAGUGCCCAGCCCACAAUCGAAGACUCAAGGACAAUGCCAAGGAGCUUCUGGAGAACUGUUUGCGGAAAUGUCCAAGCUCGGGCUUUCGGGCAACCAUGACCUUCGAACAGUGUAAGGCACAAUGCGAGCGAGCUCACCCACUGUCAGACGGGAUGGCAUCAAUCCCCGCAUCCGGUCCACCUAUGGAAGGAUGCGAGAAGGACUGUUUUGACCGAAUCACUGGGAAUUUCUGGAAAGUACGGUAUCAACGAUGUGCAGGCAAAUGUGCCAUCAACACGGCUGCCGAUGAGGUGGUUUUCCAGACGAAGCACAACAUCUCAAUGCCUGAGAUGAAAGACUUGGAAACUCAGGUGGUGAGCGUGCUCAAAAAGAGGAUCAUUUUUCAGAAGCGACCUGACGAUCAUCCUUUCAGUUUCUUGAUAUUUCAGUGUCGCAAGAAAGCGGAAGAUGCCUUGGGGAAAGCCUUGGGCAUUCCAGCAAAGCAUUCGAAGCCAGCAGUGGUCAUCAGGCCGUUCAAACCCGGAGUCCAUCAUGUCGGGGUGCAGGCCCUGAAUCAAGAUCCCGGGAAUGAUUUGGAAGCAGUGGUUGACGUGCAGGCCCUGUCCAACGAGAAUAUGGAUAAGCUCGCUGAUGAUUCAACACUCAAAAGCUUCGACAAGGUGUUUGAGGCUUUCGAUGAUGCUAUCUCAUCGGACACCGCCAUGCAUGGUCUUCUGAAGAUUUUCCCUGCAGAAGCUGCAGAAGUCACUUCAGCGUCAGUGUCUGGAAACUUUGUGUCAUUGGGUUGGCACACUGUUUGCCGAAGAGAUAAGGCAGAUCACACCAUGAACGGCUUCGGCACUACGCAAGUUGUCCAUCACGAAACGCUCAACUCGUGUUCUCAGAUGUGUACUGACUCUAAGACCUACUGUUAUGGCUUUGAGUAUCGAGCUCACCAAGCCCGCUGUGAAUUGUGGACGCAACCAAUUUGCCAUCACGAGGAGGCAAACGUCCAAGGCGCCACGUUUGUGGACUUUAGAUGCUUCAAGCGGUGCCAGUAGGCCCAAGGCGGAGCCUUCAAACAGCUCUAGAUUGAAUGAAUCCGGGACACUGCCCCAGUGCUUUUCCAUAUUCUCUGGAAGAGAAUGGCAGAUUUGACUGAGUGCAAUGGGCAGAGAAAAGCCGGAACAAGGAAGGCAUUGAACAAGUUGCCUUCUUCGCGAGAUUUCCUUUAGUUCGCUGCGUAGCAAUGCAGAAACACUAGACUUCAACAAACUUAAAGCUUACUCAAUUACUGUGGAUGAUUCUGAUGCCUCACAAUAGGUUCAUGCUGCUAGGUGUGUUGGAUUUAAUUCGCAGCCCGAGCCAACAGACAUUCAUGUGGUCCUUCCUUACUGUUUGGCCCGAC